AUGGCCACGACAGUCGCCUCCGCCAUUCGUCCCGGGCUGCGUGAAAGACAACUAUCUGGUUCUCCUCAUACUCCCACUAAUCGAUACAUCUCCUCCGUCCAAUCUUCCCCGGCAUCCUCAUUCUUCCGUGCUGAGGAAGACCCCAUCAUCCUCGAACUCGACCCUCGUGGACUCAGUGCAGGCUUCCAGGGCGAAAGUGGCCCUCAGUGUACCAUUCCAUUUACACCCCAGAAUUCUAGAAGGGUUGGGGACUAUCGCACACAUCUGCCAGACUACAAGAGAAGAAGAGUAGCCAUACAUGCACGAAGUAAAGAGUACGAGCUAUGGAGGAACGACUUGGGCGACGCCGAUCUGGGAUUGCUACAAGAUAAGCUAGAACGCGCCGUUCGCGAAGUGUACAACAAACAUUUACUUGUCGAUGCCGGUGUUGCACGGUUGAUCCUCGUCCUGCCGUCCCUGGUUCCUCUCCCGGUGCUAUCCACGAUUCUCACCCUCCUUUUUGAGCGAUGGAAGUACUCAUCCAUCACUUUGCUUCCUGCACCUGCCAUGACCAUUGCCGCGGCCGGUUUGCGGUCUGGUUUGGUGGUUGAUUUAGGAUGGGAAGAAACGGUCAUAACGGCAAUCUACGAAUACCGUGAGGUGCAUGUCCGUCGGACUACCCGUGGCAUGAAGGCCCUGACAGCCAAGGUUGGUGAGCUGUUGGACACAAUCAGAAUGGAGCAAGAUGUGUCGAUUCGAGAUUCACUGCUGUUGGAUUUUGAUUUUGUGGAGGAGUUUGUCGAUCGGGCCGGUGCGUGUCAUGUCCUGGUCAUCAAUGCCGAGCAAGAAGAGCUAGCAGUAGGCAUGAAAGGACUUGACAUUGAACAGCACCCGUCCUCCACUCCGAAGCAUAUGGAAAGCCCAGACGUCGUAAUAGACUGGCCAACAGCGACCUCAUCGCACCCGAUAGCUAUUCCGUGCGAAGCUCUCCAUCUCGCUACUGUCGAGGCCAUAGUGGGGAAGAAGGAUGAACUCCAUCCGGAUGACCACGAGCAAUCUGCCAGCUACCUCCUGUAUAGGACACUCCUUUCUUUGUCCAGCGAUGUCCGCGGUGUCUGCAUGCCUAGAAUCAUCUUCUCUGGUCGUGGUUCCAAGGUGUCUGGUUUGUCUCAAUGCAUUCUUGAUACGGCCGACUCCAUCAUAUCUCAAUACGGUUGGACUGCCGUAAGGGGAAUACACCAUGAGCGCCGACGAGCAGGACUUGCAGAGCUCUCGCAAGCAAGAGCGUCACCCGCGGAUGCUCGACAUGACGUGAACCAGGCAGGAACCGACGAUUUGGUCGUCGAGCGAUUUUACAGGCAAAAGAUAAAGGACGCACCACCACCAGUCCGUCCCGUUCUUCGGCAGGUUGACUCUCUCGGACCGUGGGCCGGCGCCAGCCUCAUCACAAGUCUCAAAGCAAAGUCGUUCGUGGAAAUUGAUCGAGAAAAGUUUCUCUCUCAUGGUCUCGCCGGGGCACAUCGGGAUAUUGAAGCAACCAUCGGCUCCCAACGUGCGGGCACAACGAGAGGUGGUGAAAGGACCAGCUGGACUCUGGCAGGAUGGGGUUGA
Exophiala dermatitidis NIH/UT8656 is the source of this 1590-nucleotide messenger RNA. RefSeq lists its product as uncharacterized. The transcript has a single exon. The record is from RefSeq and is a predicted model, not a curated record. Lineage: Eukaryota; Fungi; Ascomycota; Eurotiomycetes; Chaetothyriales; Herpotrichiellaceae. The coding region runs from base 1 to 1590 and encodes 529 amino acids. Gene Ontology annotation, biological process: microtubule-based movement.